Messenger RNA from Austrofundulus limnaeus, 3964 nucleotides. It is a transcript of the gene maml2, whose product is annotated as mastermind like transcriptional coactivator 2. The record is from RefSeq and is a predicted model, not a curated record. Gene Ontology annotation, biological process: positive regulation of transcription of Notch receptor target; Notch signaling pathway. The transcript has 5 exons. NCBI's taxonomy places the organism in Eukaryota, Metazoa, Chordata, Actinopteri, Cyprinodontiformes, Rivulidae. Gene Ontology annotation, cellular component: nucleoplasm; nuclear speck. Gene Ontology annotation, molecular function: transcription coactivator activity. The coding region runs from base 679 to 3375 and encodes 898 amino acids.
UUCAUGUCGGAGGAGGAAUGUUCGCACAAUGAGGGUCUGUGUAGCAGCGGUGCUGUUGCAUCGCUCCGCCACACGGACAAAUGACUGUCAGUGGACUGGUUCCCAGUCGGGCACUGAAGCGGCUCCCUGCCUUUCGCCUUCAGGAGGCUCCCCUGUGGCAGGAGAUGGAGCGAACAAAGAGAGGAAGGACUUGUUUUCCAACAGCGUGAGUCUGGAAGUUUUGUUUUAACAGCUUCCGCGUCGCGUCUUUUGACAGUGGCACUCUGAUGAGGGGGGAAUGAUGGCCGUGGUGAAAGUCCGCUUGUGCGUGCCGCGGUUUUGAAUCAUCCGACACGGGCUGCUGGUGCUGCUGAUUGCCGCCCGCUCGUCUCCCGAGCGCAGAGAGGGUCGCGUCGGUUUAAGGAAGAGCGGACGCCCACGAGACUUUCAUGCUCGUGAAUAAUCUCAGAUUUAAUUAUAGGCUGACACAUCCGCCUCUGGGGAGCCUGGGAAAACAGUGUGGGAACUUUGGACCUCAUCUUCAUUUAUUUCUUUUAUUUUCAAAACGUGGUUAUUGGAAAACCUGAUUUUAUAUAUAAAAAAAAUCUUGUUUUGUUUUUAUUUUCCACAUGUUUUUCCACAUAUUUUUAAUUAAUUUUUAAUUUCCACGAGACCUGAGCUUUCCGAAACUUGGAGGGUAUGGGAGAGGCGACCCCCGCUCAGUCCGCGGCGGGGACCUUCGUGCCCAUGCUGGGUGUGGGAUUGGGGGCCCUGGCCGGUGGUGGGGUCGUCGGCGGACCGGCGGCGGCCGGGGGCCCCCCCGCCUCCAGGGGCUCCGCGGUGCCCCAGCUGAAAAACGCCAUCGUGGAGCGCCUGCGCGCCCGCAUCGAGUCGUGCAGGCAGCACCACUCCACCUGCGAGAACCGCUACCAGCGGGGCCAGCACGAGAGCUCCGACCGCGAGCACAAGAGCACGCUCCACCUGCUCAACAUCAUCCACCAGGGGCCCGGGAACCGCAAGGUGAAGGGCGGCCGGGGAUCGAACCAGCAACCUCCCGACUACAGCAGGGGGGACAGCAGGGAGCUGAAGGGCCCCGACGGGGAGCAGAAGAUCCUCACGCGCCUCGCGCUUCAAGGAUCUCUGCGAAGGAAGUUCGAAGUAAAUGCACCAGGGCACGUCCAGAAGCAGAACGGCCUCUCCUGUGGUUCAGACUUCAAGCGUGUCUGUGUGAACACCAGUGGAGUGGACCACGUUAAUUACAGCCACACUUUAACCAAUUCUCUGCAAGGGACCUCAAAUAUUGGCAUGCAGAGGAAGCCUUACGCAAUGCCUCACGUGUCGGGGUCGGACAUGUUCAACAUGACGCUGAAAGAAAUGAAGAAGGAGCCGAUAGAGAUCCAGUCGUGUGGCCAUUCGAACGCCGAGAUGAUUUUCGACAUCAAAAAUGAAGAUGGAGGUCAGAUCGAUCCGGAGCUCCAGGAUCUGUUUGAUGAACUGACAAAGACCGUGCCCCCGCUCAGUGAUCUGGAGUUUGAGAAAAUGCUGAAGCAGGACGACUCCUUUGUUUUAGAUCCGGGGCGACCGAGUUCUGCCGGAGCAGCUGCCAAUCUGUGCACCCCUCUGGAGAAGCUGAUAAAAACGGAGCACUCGCAGGAUUUUGGGCAAGCUCACGAUGGUUCGUCGCAGCUUCGGCCAGCCUCAGCCGGUCCCUCCUUCACCCUGACCAGCACCUCCUCCACCAACACGUCGCAGAAAGCUAAUACCCAAGCAGGACAGAGCAGAGCCAUGCCCUGCUGGCCAGAAAUCUCCCACGCACAGCAGCUGAAACAGAUGGCGGCAAACCAGCAGCAGCCUAGUUCUCUUCUCCAUCACCACCAACAAACUCCACAUGUGGGAAUGACCAGUUGGCCUCCUGCAACCAGCACCUUCCCCAAAGUCAAGAUCUCCAGUCCACCCCCACUUACCCAGCACCGGAUUGGCUCUCACAGUAAAGGCAUUAGCAACUGCCUCUUUAAGGCAGCCGACCACAAUGGUUCCCAUCAGAUGGACUUGAAAGGCAUUGGCACCAAGCCCACUUUACAUUUCAGCCCUAAUGCCCCCCAUUCUGCCGCUCAGCCCAUGUCCAUCAUGGCGAGCUCAGUGACCAAGACAGAGCGGCAACAGUCGCCGUCACCGGGCCAGAACCAGACCCAUUCAGCUCUCCAUUUCCAGAACCAACAGAUCUCAACAUCAGGGGGUCUUUGUCUGCCACCCAAGUCUGUUUCUGCGGGGCUUCCCUUCCAGCUGUCUCAGCCACAGGGGGCUCCUGCUGGUCCAAGGCUGCCCACUAAUGGAAACCUAGGAGUCAUGUCUGCCCAGCCUCAACCACAGCCCUCAGCACCCAACAACCAGCAGAAAGGCCCAGUGAAAGGCCCGGCCAUGCAAAGACAGGUUAACCAACAGCAGCACGCCGUCAGCAACGCAGACAAAGACAACCCGCAUGAACUUAGUCGACACCUUACAAGACCCCCGCCAGGCUAUCAGCAGCCGAGAAGCAUGGUGGGAGUUCAGCAAGGAAAUAUCUUCACAGGUCAAAACUCGUCCCAGUCUCCCAGCAGUGGGCCUGAGAAUAACCCACAGUCCCUUUCUUGCCAGCUGUCGAGUGGCUCUACUUCAAAGAUGAACCCUUUACCGUCAGAUCGCAGAUUUGGUGUCAGGACGGACUGUCACGCCACGUCUUGCGUCGGACAAUUCCAGCAGCAGAACUGUCCCAAUCGGAUCGAACUGAACCAAAAUAAGCCGAGGUUCCUGGGGCCAAACGGCCAAGGAAAGUCGUUCGGGAUGAACAACGUAGCCGGCGUCCAACACCAGAGAGCAACAGCUGACUUGCAUUCCUCCGGGGUGGCACUGCAGGGCCUUGGAGGCUCAGUGACAAAUGUCGGCCUGGCCUGGGCUUCGGCCAGCAAUCAAAUGACAACUGGACUCGGUGCGAGGCGUCUACCAAACCCACUGCAGCCGCAGAGCGUGCAAGACCUGCCAAACCACUCUUAUCGACCGCGGAAUAUCAGCCCACCCAACCACAUAGCCCCAGAGAUCGGGAUGUUCCCUGUGAACCCUUUAAUAAGGCUGAGACAAAGCCAGGCCAUGAUGGGCUGUCCGUCACCAAUGAGAAACCUGAACCAGGCCUCUCCUGAGCAGAGAGUACCAGCAGGUAGUUUUACUGAAACCAACCCCAGCAGCUACCAGAACAAUAGAUCCAACCGUCUGACCUUUGACUUCCUCCCUGAGGGAGACAACACAGUCCCAGGCAUCAACGCAGACUCAGACUUCAUCGACUCGCUGCUAAAAUCCGGCUCUGGAAACGACGACUGGAUGAAAGACAUCAAUCUGGACGAGAUUCUGGGCAGUCAUUCAUAAAUCUGGAUUACAGAUUGCAAAAGAAAAAUCGACCUGCAGCUCAAAUUGUAGAGUUUGUGUAUAUAAUGUAAAAUGAAUAAAACUAAGAAAUUUUAUAAACUCAAAACUAUUUGUUAUCCGUGUAUACUGAAUUGUUUUGUAUUGUAUUUCCUGCGAAAGGAUUUUGUCUUUUGAUCUCAGUACUUGCAUAUUUGUUCCUUAUAUAUUCCCCAAGAAACAGCUUUUCAUUAAUGUCGCCGUUUCAUUUUAUUAUUAUUAUUUCUCGUAGACUGUAUUUCAUGCUUUAGUGUUGCUGUUGAGGAAUAAAAUACAAAACUGGCACUGUGAAAACAAAACAAAGAUGUUGCCUUUAAAGACACCUUGCGUUGAGUUUUUUUGCAUGACACAGUAUUUAGCCCCUGAAGUUUUACCACCACACGCAGAAUCUUGCCAGGUUUCCUCUUUAUUGUUCAAACAUUCUCCUCUGUGGUAGAUUUUUAAGCAUUUCAAAUAAAUGUAAUCACUUUUUUUUCCUCUUGUGAUAUUUAAUAAUUGGUAUAGUAAUUAGACAUUAUGUUACUUGUAAUUAAUAAAAUUUAUUUGAACAAAG